Ananas comosus (pineapple) is the source of this 3487-nucleotide messenger RNA. RefSeq names its product pentatricopeptide repeat-containing protein At1g76280. Gene Ontology annotation, molecular function: protein binding. The record is from RefSeq and is a predicted model, not a curated record. Lineage: Eukaryota; Viridiplantae; Streptophyta; Magnoliopsida; Poales; Bromeliaceae. The transcript has 15 exons. The coding region runs from base 203 to 2710 and encodes 835 amino acids.
CCAACCCUCUCUCCCCAUCUCCUCCUCCUCCUCCUCCUCUUCCCCCAAACGGCCAAACCCACACUCCAAAUCGCCGCGCCUCCCAUUCGGCCCCCGAUCGACUCUUUCUCGCCGAAACACCUCCUUCUCCAUUAAUUAGGGUUUCCAUUUAUCCGUUUAUUGCCCCUAAUUUUCAUCCCCUUUGGAAAGAUAUCCGAAGAGUAUGCGUGGAUACAUAUGGAGAGCAGCUCGCCGAUCUCUUGAUUCUCCGAAUGUUCGCGAAGCGCGACGAAAAGCACAAGCAAAGCCUACUGCUAGAUUACAGUCGACGUCCCACACCGAUGGCUCUCAUGAUUAUGAUCAUUUUGGAUGGAGAGCAAAGUUGGUGAGUAGAUUUGCACAGCUACAAGUUGUCAAUGCUCUUCGUCGAGGAGAAAGAGAGCAAGCCUCGAUGAUGCUUUUGAAUCUAGGUCAUGCGAGUGGCUGUUUAACUGCUCAAGAUUUUUCUUAUAUUCUUGAAUACUGUGCAGAUACUGCUGAUCCUUUGUUUGUUCUGGAGACAUGGAAAGUCAUGGAGCAAAAUGCAAUAGAUCCGAAUAAAAGUUGUUGCAGAUCCAUCAUCCAAGCCUUCACCAAAGGAGGAUACCUUAAGGAGGCACUUAAUUGGCUGGCUUUUCUUGGGGAAAAUGACCGUGUGUGCAGUUCUCUUUCAAUGUUUAAUAUUUUCUUAAGUGUAUGUGGAAGUACACACAAUCGGAAUUAUGCUGAGGCCUGCUUGGAGAAAAUGGAAAGCCACCUUCUAGGGAAGUCUGAAAUAACUUAUUGGGAACUUCUUAAGCUUGCUGUGUUGCAGAAAAAUCUUUCUGCAGUUUAUGAGAUAUGGGAGGAUUGCACUAGGUACUAUAACCCAAGCAUCAUAACACUACGAAAAUUUAUACAGGCCCUCACUAGAUUAGGUGAUCUAGAAUCUGCACACAAGACAUUGCAAUAUAUGGUGACCCUUGCUGGGCAAAACAGUGCCACUCUUACAGUUUCUGCCAAAAGGCGGUACCAAUCAUCAAGAUUAGAUAUUCCUAUUCCUGCAAUGAAUGAUUUAUCAGGACUCAGAUUUUUCUCACAUGCAAAUUUGCCCUUGCCAGCGUUUCAAGUAAACCAUGAAAAGCAAGAAGUUGUUGAUUUUUCUCACUCAGAAAUUGCUUUCAACGAGCUAGAUAAGGUGGAAAGUGAAUUUUACAUUGAAAGUACUGCACAGAUGUUGGAAAAGGCAUCUAUACCAACUAAGAAUUUCUUGAGAUGGUCUUAUAAUGAUAUGAUACAUGCCUGUGCACGGUUUAAUAACUGCCAGUUAGCUGAGCAGUUGUUUUUGCAGAUGCGCGAAGUUGGAUUGCUACCUUCAAGAUAUACUUAUGAUGGCUUUGUUAAAGCUGUUAUUACUGGGAAAGGAGUAACAUAUGGCAUGAAAGUGGUUGAAUCAAUGGAAAAAAAGAAUAUUGAGCUUUAUAACGAUACACUUGCUGCUCUCUCAAUUGGUCAUAGCAGAAAUUUAGAUCUGGAUUUGGCCGAGUCCUGUCUGGAAAAGCUCUCGGAUAGUCUACCAAAAUUCAUCAAUCCCUUUAAUGCCUUACUUGCUGCCUGUGAUGUUAUGAAUGAACCAGAACGGGCAGUCCGUAUAGUAGCCAGGAUAAAGCAUUUCAAUAUCAAAUUAAAUAUCAGAACCUAUGAGCUUAUGUUUUCAUUGUUUGCCAAUGUCAAUGUCCCUUACGAGAAAGGAAAUAUGCUAUCACAUGCUGAUGUUGCUAGAAGGAUACACCUCAUUGAGAUGGACAUGUUGAAGAAUGGAAUUCAACACAGCUUUGUGUCAAUGAAGAAUCUGAUAAGAGCUGUUGGAGCUGAGGGCAUGAUACAGGAGAUGCUGCGCUACUUAAAUGUUGCUGAGAACAUGUUAUGGCACAUAGAUCCUUAUCAGAACAGUGAUAUGUAUAACACUGUCCUGCAUGCGCUAGUUAAGUCUAAGGAUACACACACAGCUAUCAGAGUCUUUAAGAAUAUGAGGGCCUGCGGUCUCCCAGCCAAUGUUGCAAUAUACAACAUUAUGAUUGAAUGUUGCAGUAUGCUGACUUGUUUUAGAUCUGCUUGUGCUUUGCUGUCCCUGAUGUAUCGGGAUGGUUUUUGUCCGCAAACUUUGACAUACACUGCACUUAUGAAGGUCCUAUUGGCAAAUGAAGAGUUUGAUGGUGCAAUGAGCCUUUUGGAUAAAGCGAAGGAUGAAGGAAUUCAGCUUGACGUCCAGUUAUUUAACACAAUACUUCGAGAAGCAUAUGCAAAAGGACGACUUCAUAUAAUUGAGCAUGUUAUUGAGCGUAUGCAUAGAGAGAAAAUCCAACCUGAUCCUUCAACUCUGUGGUACACAUUCUCUGCAUAUGUGGAGUGUGAGUUGCAUACUACAGCAAUGGAGGCAUUGCAGGUCUUAAGCAUCCGAAUGAUCUCUGAAGAUAUUCUUUGCGAAAAGAGGGCUUCUUUGGAGGAUCUUGUCCACAGUGAAGACCCAGAUGCCGAAUUAAAAAUCAUCAAUGCAUUUAAAGCAUCUGAAGAGUUUCUCGCAACAGCUCUCCUUAAUCUCAGAUGGUGUGCUGUUCUUGGUUCGUCAAUAUCCUGGUCACCUGAGGAGAGUUUUUGGGCACGAAGGCUUGCUGCUUCUUAUGGCUCUCUUAAAGGUCCGUACUGGUCCUGAAGACUAAUGAUAAUUACGAAAAAUGGCAGAAUGUCAGCGGGCGGGAUAUAUUUGUCGUGCACCUGGUGCAGGCGAUGAUUUCAUUACAUCCAGCGACGGGGAUGAAAACGUCUAUAUACGAGCCAUUAGGAAUAUUCUCAUCUAGCCCUUCAGUAAUGCCGAUUCUUUGUCUUCCAGUUUAAGUAUUUGGGUGUUCUCGGUGAAUGUGCUGAUGGUAUGACAAGGGUGGAAAGCAGCUUUCUAGUUCUUUGCCGCAUAUUCCUUCAUUUUGGAGCUGAUUUUCAUGUGUCAUUUUGGAGCUGAUUUUCAACAUGAUUGAUCGUGUUGUCGACUGUUACUUAGCCUGCACAAUCACCAAAUAAUAGGUGCAGUUGUAAUGGUACCAUCCUGGGUUCGAGUUUCCACAGGAGCCGCUUCAUUUAACUACCAUUAAAUGCCGACCCAAUGAGGCAUAACCAAAAAAUAGUCUCUUUGUAAUUUGGGGCUCUGAAACCACUAUACAUUAGCUGUCAUUCUUAUACUAACAACAAUUGCAAAUAAACCGCCAGGUGUACAGUAGAAGGGAGAAGUACUGAGUUAUUUGUUAUCGUUUGAGUGUAAUUUUCCUGUGUAAUUUUCUGCUCGUUGCUUCAUUACUUUAUUUGGCUGCUCAAUCAUGUAUCUCUAUUUGAAACCGGCAAUCUAGUGUGUUCCAACUAAACUGUUGUUCUAACUUAACUGUAUGCAUUAUUACAGGUUGGAUGUUAGUAACAAAAUCAAAAUGGUAAGUUUGGUGAA